AUGGAAUCGGUUGAUUUAGAAGAACAUUUUUUCCCGAGAGGCGUCCGCCAGAAGUACCGUUUGGGUGAAUUUGGCGCGGGACCGUUCGUGCCAAACAACCUGUUCACAACGCAUUGGGCGGAAGGACCAGGCCAAGUGACCGGGCGGUCUGCUUGGAGUGGAGCGACAAUUGUUCGAGAAGACCAAUAUGCUAUCCAACUUACCAAGGAGCAUCGAGAGGAACUCAUAGAUGCCCUCACAGCUUUUCAAGAGCAUAACUACGACCUAUUGGAUAUAAACAAGGAGAACUUCCAUCUUCCAACUCUAGGGAACGUACUUGAGAGAGUCAGCGAGCAAGUUUACGAUGGAGAAGGAUUUGUUCUCCUUCGAGGAUUAAACCCCCAGGAAUUUACCGAAGAAGAAAACAUCAUUGUAGCCUCUGGGGUUUCGGCCUAUGUAGGCGGAAAUUUUGGACGACAAAGUCCAACUGGGAGCAUGAUUACCCACCUUACCACGCUGAAGGGAAUUGAAACGCAGGCAGGCUACUACUCAAACCAAUUUCAGACGUUUCACAACGACCACGCAUGCGAUAUCAUUAGUCUAUACUGUCUCAGUCCGCCGGCGUCAGGUGGACAGGUUCGCCUAUCCUCAGCCUCUAAAACUUAUCAAGAUAUCUUAGAAACGAGACCGGAUAUCAUACCAAUUCUAGCAGACAGCAACUGGAUUCACCAAACGGCCCGACAGAACCCUUUGUAUAUCCGGCGUCCGCUGCUCUAUCAAACCGACGACGGAAAACCAUUCUUCUGCUUCUCCCGUGCUGCAUUGCUGGAAGAAUUCCGCACACACAGGCUUGAGGGACUGGGGCUUCCUCCACUAACCAGAACGCAGAGGGAGGCCCUUAAUAUAGUUGAAACGGUGGCGAAUAAGAACUCUAUUGAGAUCGGUCUCCAAUCCGGCGACUUGAUUUUUAUCAACAAUCUCGCCGUUCUCCACGGUCGCCGAGAGUUCGAAGACAAUGAGAUUGCCAAGAGGCAUAUGUUGCGAUUGUGGGUUCAUAAUCCAGAAAGAGCAUGGAAGCUCCCAAAUUCCAUAAAAGUACUUCGGGAUUGCCUCUAUAUGGAUCUUCCUGACAUCCCGGGUUGGUUCAUUUUCGAUCCCAUGGACCCGGAUCCGACGGUCCUCCAGGAAGUUACGUCAGAUAAUGGAUCCUGUGGGACCCUGGGGUCAUCCAAAUAG
Messenger RNA from Orbilia oligospora ATCC 24927, 1215 nucleotides. RefSeq lists its product as uncharacterized. The transcript has 5 exons. The coding region runs from base 1 to 1215 and encodes 404 amino acids. Lineage: Eukaryota; Fungi; Ascomycota; Orbiliomycetes; Orbiliales; Orbiliaceae. The record is from RefSeq and is a predicted model, not a curated record. Gene Ontology annotation, molecular function: oxidoreductase activity.